UUUCUUUUCUUUUUGUUUCUUUUGUUGCUCUGUUUUCUGCUGCUCUGUUUCCUGCUGGUAUGGUCGAAGAAGAAAACAUAGAGAGAGAGAGAGAGAGAGAGAGAGAGAGAAAGGGAGAACAAAGGAAGAACAACGAUAGAGAGAGGGAGAACUAUCGAGAUAGGAAGUCAUCUCAUAAGGAAGGGUCUAAUCUUGCAUUUUUGGUUGAAUAUUGACAAAGUUUGGGGGCGGAGGAGACCGAGACUAUACACCCGGAAGACUCGACUCAUUGAGUUAUCAUUUUGGGGUUCUUUGUGAGUUUUUUUUUCCACUAUAGAAUGAAACUAAAUCUUGAACUAAUUAUAUAAAUGAUUGCUUGAUUGAAAUAAGUUGAAUGAGGAUAGUAACAGGAUUUCAAGGAGUUAUUAUAAAUGAAUUCGGUUGAUUGCGAUGUAGUUAAAUUAUUGUUUGUAGCCAUGGGACCGCUGAUCCGGCGGGAUAUAAAAAUGGACGCCUAGACCGCUGAUCCGGCGGGAUACAAAAAUGGACGCCUAGACCGCUGAUCCGGCGGGAUACAAAAAUGGACGCCUAGACCGCUGAUCCGGCGGGAUACAAAAUGGACGCCUAGACUCCUACUGUCGGAGGAUAAUAGGCAGCCCCCGCUUAUGAGAAAUGAAAUGAGGAGUUUGUGGAUAUGAGUGCGGGGUUACGGUACCGUGUAACUCUGUCGAAAGGAUUGCGACCCUAUGGCUACUAUUGCUUGUUGCUUAGAAUGAUUGUUUGAAGUAUGUGAUAUUAAAUGGGUCGAUAAGAGAAAUGUUUCAGGUUGGAAAGUAGAUACAUAUACCACUAGAAGUUUUAAAAUAGAUGAUAUUACUAUAACCGUGUUGUGAAUGCAUAAAUAAGAUUAAUACUUCAUUUUAUUGUGGAAUUUAAUACUCACUGAGAUGCAGCUCACCCCCUGCAUAUAUAUAUAUAUAUAUAUAUAAUUUUUUUUCCCAGAUGAGCUAGGAACCAGACUAACCGCACAGGAUAUCUUUUUGGACAACGGGGAUAAGUGCGGAGGAUCUUUUUGCAGUAGGGCCCACUCCUAGUAUAAGUAGUAAGUUCUUGUAGAAUGUUAUGAUUAAGUUACGACUUGAAACUUUUGUAUAGUUGGGUUAGUGAUAGGGUUGUGGAAAAUACUCUCUUGAGAGUUAUAUAUAUAUAUAUAUAUAUAUAUAUAUAUAUAUAUAUAUCAGAACCUGCUGAAUUGGUUAUAUGCUUUUAGUAUAGCUUGCUGAAUUGGUUAACUGUUUGGGAGGUGGAAAACAUGUUAUGAAUAAAUUGUUUAUGUGAUAAUGGAUAUCGAGAAAACAUAGGGGAAACUCUACUGAAAUUUCGGGUCGUGACAUCAUGACAGGCUGCUAAAUCCGAAACAAGCAAACCUAACAAGCCUAUAUUAUUAUUUGUUAUGUUCAGUUGAUUGAUCAGUUCAGUCUUCCUCUCCUUUACGUUAAUUGCUUUCGGGGUUUCCCUACUUUCUGCUGAUUUAAUUUGUCUACCCAUCCCCUUGCCAUCUCCUCCCCAACGUUUCACUUUCCAAAUUUAGCUUUGAUGUCUCUUAGCCCUUUGCUUGCCAUUCUUCUGUGAAAGUUCCUCACUCCCUCUCGAAAGUUGAAUUGAAACCCAUCGUGGCAUCUAGUCAACAGAUAAUGGCAGUCAAUGUCCUCUCUCUGCACAUAUUCUUUCUUUUUCGAAGUUUGGGUUUGAAUCAAUGAAGCUAAGCAGGAGAAUACUUCUCUCACAUGAGACAUAGAUCCGACUUCUACGCAUACUAUCUCUUCCCAAGGACAUUUCUAUCAUAUCAAUACUAGAGAGUGGGGUCAGUACUGAUCUUACAGUUUAGAGGGGACCAACGGACUUUCUGAGAAAAUAAUAGUAAAAUUUCAUCAAGAUACAUGUAGUUUAGGGAAAGCCUUUAUUAGAUUCAAUAUGAAUUAUUAAAAGAGCUAUUGGGGAAUAUUGCAUGGCGCACGAUAAUUAUUUUCGAUGGAGUACAGCGUGAGUUUAUAUGUAUGAAGUUUAUUUUGUCUCAAUUUUUCCAUCGACCAAACGAUAAGGACAUCGUAUUGUACUUGUUUUGGAAUAUGCAAUUCUAGAACAUACAAAAUACAUUUAAUCUAGUAUUUCCAACAUGCGAUGCUAGCUUAAGAGGUAUACUCGACCAUUUUCAUUUUAUGUCAGUCUCUCCCGAGCCUCCUACUAAAACAAAUGCAGAUGCAUACACAUAUACAUACAUAUGCACACAUUCUGAGUUUUAAGUACAGAGCACUAAAGCAGGGAUAUUCUCAUCUGAUAUAAAGAUCUUUGGUGUAGAUAGUGAAUAAUGGAAGCACCAUUGGUGAAUUAAAAUGACAAUCACAAUACGAGUAGAUAUCGAAAUCUUCGAGACCGUAACAUACUCCAAGAUAUCCCGGUCUUACAUAUCGGUUAGCAGCAUCAAGACAACUAUAGAGAGGUAUAAGAAGGCUAGCUCAGACAGUUUGAACACGACUUCUAUUACAGAGAUCAAUGCUCAGUAUUAUCAACAAGAAUCAGCCAAGCUGAGGCAGCAGAUACAGAUGCUGCAUUUGAUGGGAGAUUCUUUGAGUGCCCUUUCCGUGAAGGAACUGAAGCAGCUCGAGAACAGGCUCGAGCGCGGAAUCACCAGAAUUAGCAUGAAAUGCUGCUUGCUGAGAUUGAGGACUCGCAGAAAAAAGGAGAUUGAGAUGGAAAAUGAAACUGUGUACCUUUGCACCAAGAUAGCUGAGAUAGAGAGGAUGGAGCAUGCGAACAUGGUUCCGGGCCAGGAGAUGAAUGCGAUUCAGGGGUUGGCUUCCCGCAAUUUCUUCCCUCCCAAUAUGUUGGAGAGUGGAAAUUUCUAUUCUCAUCCCGAUAAGAAACUCCAUCUCGGGUAUGAAUCAAUAAUUCCGUGCAUAUUAGUAUAGAUACUUUAUGGAAACUAUAGCAUCUCGUCUGGCGUUUUAAAUGCUCAGUAGCAAAUAUUAGUUUCUCAUUUGCUGGUGGAUCAUCGUCCUUUAGAUAAGUAAGUGUCAUAAAAAAAUACUAUGAUCCACCAGCGUAUUUAUUAUAAGAAGUGUCAUCAAAUGUACGCUGGUGGAUCAUCGUAUUGUACUGCGACAUGGUAGUGCAGAUAGUACUUCAGGUUUAACGUACAAGAUGUUAUGAGAGCAUGUAUCGUUCUUGGUUCAAGAGUAAAA
This is a messenger RNA of Punica granatum (pomegranate), 3221 nucleotides long. The record is from RefSeq and is a predicted model, not a curated record. Lineage: Eukaryota; Viridiplantae; Streptophyta; Magnoliopsida; Myrtales; Lythraceae.